Diatraea saccharalis (sugarcane borer) is the source of this 5220-nucleotide messenger RNA. The record is from the annotation of a GenBank genome assembly. NCBI's taxonomy places the organism in Eukaryota, Metazoa, Arthropoda, Insecta, Lepidoptera, Crambidae.
AACUCGAUUUGUAACAUUGUAAUUUGAUUUUAAUUUUACAGUACAAACAAGGCCUUCAUGGCAUAUUAUUCGCCAUAUUGUUGUUAUUAAAGACAUGGCUACGGCCUAUUUUUUCCUAGGAUAUGAAAGAUUUUUUUUAACAAAUAGUGGAUGUGUGGGCUGAGCUUCCUACGCCUUUACUUUAUGAAAAAAUCCACAAAAAACUCUAUGGCCAGCCAAUACUAAUGACACGGCUGCAUGGUCAUCAGAUCUGUGCCUCAAAAGGAAAAACAAACUCUAUGGCUAACUAGCCACGGAUUGAGGGGUUUUUAGUGCAGUUUUCUCAGCAAAAUUGAAAUCAGUUGUAUUUUCUGAACCGUUUUAUUAAUAUGUUCCUUUUGUAAAUCAAUUUUACGGAUUCGAUGUCAAAUGGUUUAAAAGUAAAUUUGAAUUAAAUCACUUUGUGAGUGUAAUUGAUUUUUGAUUUAUUUGUUUUUCGUGCCUUUGGUGAAUUGCUUUUCUUGUGACGUCCGAACAAUUUCAUCAAAUUGAAUAAACAUAAUGUGAAACGUGAAAAAGAAUAAUUACUAAGUGAUGGAUGAGAGCAACAAGAACUCCCCUUGUAAGGCUUGCGAUGAGGGUGCAGAUGGUGUGCAGUUGCAUGCGGAAGUGGAGCACCUUCGGCAGCACCUAUCAGAGAGAGAUGCACACAUUGUAGCCCUCGAGGGAGAGUUUCUUAAAUGUACUUCUAGAGCUAGCGAUUUAGAAGAGCAACUUAGUACCUGGAGAGAAAAAUAUGAAAGGUUAUAUGACUCCCAUAAAAGGGUACAGAAGUUAAAUCAAGUUCUGGAAGAUAAAUUAUUACAAAUGGUUGACAAAAUGAAAGGUGAAAAGAGUCAACUGACAAAAGAUAUUGCUACCCUGUCUGUUAGAUUGGCUGAAUCCAAACACAAUUACAGUAUGCUACAAAAAGAGAAUGAAAGAUAUAAGAAUGAUAUGAAUCUGGCUAUUCAAUUGUUACAAUGCAAACCUGAUAAUUUUGUUUCACAGAAACUAGAUAAUCUUCCAGUUGACACUCAAGCGAGGGUGUCACAGUAUGUUAUGUCAAAAACAUCAAAACCAUCUAGUUCAGCUCAAUCUAAAUGUGGAAAUGAAAAUGAUACUUUUGAUGCCAGUGAGUAUGAAUUCAACAUUUCUGCCUCGCUCAUGUCUAAAAUCCUUGAAGAUAGCAUUCAAGAUACUGUAACUAAACACUGUGAUACAUGUACUUGUUCUAAAUCCCAGAACAAGCCAUUUUGUUAUAAUGAAAGUUACUAUUCUGUUGCAACUCAAACACUUUUGACAGGAGAAACUAAAAGUUCUCUGUGUUUAAACUGCAAAUCAGAAGUGAAAUCCAAUGUGAGUGCUAAAAGUUCACCUCAUAUGAAGCUUGUGAAUGAAAAGCCUCUCAAUUGUGGCCUAACAGGUCCAAUGUAUCUUAUUCCACAACCCAUUGUAGAGCCUUACCAAAAAAAUAUUGAAGAGCCACAGAUAUCUAUUGUGAACAAUUCUCUAAUUAAUGAAAUCAAUGCUGUUGAUGAUAACAUAACAAAAAAUAUUAUUACUAUUAAUAGUUUAGAUUAUGCUAUAGAUCAAUCUUUACCCAAAGAACUCAAAGAUAAAAAAAAUGAUAAUGCUAAUGUGGAACCUUCUGUACAUCACAAGUUAUGUGAUCGUACUAAGACUUCAAUAUCAAGUAAAAGGAGUAGUGUACAUAGUAAUGGCAAUGAAGAUUUGCUUGUAAAAGAUCAAUUGCCAAAUACUACUGAAGUAGGAAACAAAUAUGAAAAACAAAUUGCAGAUGUUCCAAAGACAAGGAAAAAUUCCCAAAGUUCAUUGAGUGUAAUGAGUAGAACUUCUUCUCUUGCAAAAUCAACAGUAAGCACACACAAAUCUAAUACUCAAGUUGGACCUGGUCCUAGAUUUUGUCAUCUUCGUAUGCAGGCAGGUUCUAAGAACAUAUUGUUAGAUAAUGCUGAACCUGAUGUUCCACCAGUGUUGUAUAGGCGGCAAAGCAAAUGCACCGAUACUUUACUUAAAGAUCUCCAUGACGACCUGGAUAAUUUUAUGACAUUAGAGAAAAAUAGAGAAGAAGAGAAAAAAUACGUAAAAAAUGACAAUGUUGUGAUUGAAACUACAUUAAUUGAUGUCCAUGUUGACAACAAUAAUAAAGAAUCCACUACAUCUGUUAAAACAGCCUCAAUUAAUCCUGUUUUGUUAAAUGUGUCCUCUUCGCCUUUGCAACCUUUGAAGACUCAUACUUUUUCACAAAACUCUGAAAACAAUAAUAAUACCACACAAGGAAGUCAACAAAAUACACCAGACAUUGAAAAUUUAUUGAAUGAUUUUAGUUCAGAUGCUAUCAAUAAACAAAAUAAUAACAAUCAAGAAAUAGAAGGACCCGAAAAACAUAACGUUUUUACUCCUACUGAUAAUCAUGACAUGAAAAUAUUUAAUUUUGAUCGCUAUGAACAAAACAAACUGCAAAGUCAAUUUAACAAUAGAUCAUUGAAGAAAAUUGACAUGUCUCAACUUCAUUCCUUUGAAAAAACUAAAAUCUCCAAAGACUUCCCUCCACUAGGUGAUGCUGCAAAAUUAGAAAAGAAGUCUAACAUACCACAUAAAUCUUCUUUGCCCGCUGUCGUUAAUGUAUAUCCAAAUUUGACACAAACUCAUUUAAAAGUCAAUGAAAGCAAAAAUGUUUUCACAAAUGAGCAAAGCACAAGCUCCCUCUCUAGUGAUGACAGUGCAGCGUUAUUGCAGAAACAACAAUUAUUAAGAGUAGCUGAAUGGGUUGAAAAAAAUUUAGAACAGCAAAAUAAUUUUAAUGAUCCUCUAGAUGACGAUGUGAGUUUUAGCAGUAGACUGGCAAGAAGAGAUAGUAAAUUGACUAGAUUGACAGAGACUUUGAAUGAAAUAGCAUUAAAUAUGCCACAUCCUGUUAGUAAGUUUGCCAAACAAUAUUCUAAAGAUAACAAUACUUGGGUGCACAAUAAUAUUUCAUCUCUACUAGCCCAAGAAAGAAAUACCCGAAAAGUUUUUACCAGUGAAAAAAUUACGAAUAAUAUCGCUAAGGAAACUAUGUUUCCUGUUGAUAGCGGCGAUGCUACUGUAACAGAGGUAAGCAAAGAAGCCGACAGGAAUGUUGUGAAAACUAGCCAAGUCGAACGUGACAUUAGUAAAGCAUUACAUGCUGGAAUCAAAACAAACGGGGAUAAAGAAAUUACCCCUGAAGAUUUGGCAAGGAUGGAAUAUAAUGUAAAGAAAUUUUUACUUAGCGGUCCUCAUUGGGUGAAUUCUGGAUCUGUUGGAAGGAGUCGACGCACAAGCAGCAAGACUGAGACUGAUGUAUAAUUCAGGAUUAAUAGACUGGUAUACAUUCCAAUUUUAAGUCUUAAUUUGAUAAAAUAGACCUUCAUUUACUGUUUUCAUGUAUAUUUUGAUAUUUAUUUGAAUAACAUUGACUGUUAUUACUUAAUUGUGAUUGUUCCAAAGUUUUCUGUGUGAAUUUUAUUUAUUGAUGUAAUACGAUAUUUAUAUGAUUGGUGUUCCUUCAUAAUAGGUUUUUUGGUUGUUUUUUUUACUGUGCUUAUUCUCCUAGUCUCUUUUGGAUUGUUAUUUAGUUUUAUUAUGUACACAAAAUUAUUUAUAAUUGUAAUAUUAGCUUCCGAGGAAUAAAUACAAAUUUAUUAUGAAAGUUUGUAUGUACUGUGUAUUAUGAUUUUGAAAUUUAGGAAGAAUUGAUGGAAAUAUUGUAUUGUGAGUGACAGAUGUUUAAAUUGAACUGUUUUAUUGGUUUAGGAAGGAGGUGAUUUUUUUAUAUGUAUUUUUGAAUCCAAAAUGUUUUAUAAUAUAAAUUUAGUUUCUUUAAAGCCACUGUACGGUAAAAUAAUUAGUAACCUGUAUAAAUUUCGGUAACGAUAGAUGUGGUAUCUUAUCUGGAAAAAUGUGAAAAACCCAUUUUUGACCACCUUAAGCCGCCAUGUACCGUCGAACAGGGCUUGAAACCAGUUUAGACUAAAUAAUUUUUAUGUAAAUAAAACCGAUUUUCAUGUAAUGUUCCCAAGUGGAACUAAAUACGGAGCGUAAUUUGGAUUAAAAAAUAAACCGGUUAAUUCCCUUUAUAAUAUGCAAUGUUUAAUCAUGACUCAUUGAGACGUGUAGCGCCCGCACCCUCUAAAAAAAAGAAAUGCGGCACGUGGUGCAUAUGACCUUGUAAAUGUUAGUAAGAUCAUUGCUUAUAGUGGUAUUUAAAACUGAUAAAAUAAGCGAAUUAACAAAAUAAACAGUAUUUUUAGUGUUUCGAUUCAAACUGGUUCACAGGAGCAUAUACUUUUUCUAAAAAGUUCCGCAUGUACUAAAGUUAAAUCGGUUUAACAAUUAAACCGGUUUACAAACCCUGCGGUUGAGAGAUGUAGCAAAAUUCAAAUGACUUAUAUUUCAUUAAAAUAUUUAUAGUAUAAUUGUAUUUCAAACUAGUUAUUCCCAGCUACAAUGUUAGAAUAAAAAAAAGCAUAUAUAGCCCAAUAUUUUUUGCCAUUAAUAUUAAUUUUUUUUUUGGCUGUGCAUCUGCCAUAAUUAUAAGCCACCAAGAGUUUACCAGUAUAAUGGGGAUGUUGACUUAUUUUUUUUUGUUCGUCCGUUAGGUAGGUUGUUGAAAAAUAUUAAACACGUAUUUUUAUUUUUUUAUCAUCAAAUUAGUAUUAAAAUAUCAUGACGUCACGCUUUUGUACAUUUUCUGUAAAACUUUGACAUUCCCACUCCUCAACUACCCCACUAUAUCGUAAUGCCUCUUAUCUAAGCUAUUGCUUGUUAAAUUGAAGUAAAUAAAAGAUUUGUCUAUUAUCUGAGUGACGGACUAAAUAGAAUUUCUUUUUUUUUUACCUCGGCAUCAUUUCUAUUGUCGUUUUUCUAUAUUUUUUAUCAUACCUAUGAGUUACGAUAGUUAUAAAUAAUUAUUAAUUAUAAUGCUUUCACUAUGUGAUAAAUAUUAAUCAGAAGGAUAAGGUGCCGGUAAUUAUACGUACAAAAAUGGAGUAAGUAGUUGUUUGUUACAAUUUAGCUAUAAUCUUGCAAAUUAUCUUCAAAAUGUUGAUUGAUGUCAUAAUGGUUCAGUUCAAAACAGUGUUUUACUGAAGUUGUAUCAUGUUUUCUAUGUUAUUACUGUAUUAAAAUUAUACGGUCUCUUAAAACCUACUAAUG